Prorocentrum cordatum is the source of this 1594-nucleotide messenger RNA. NCBI's taxonomy places the organism in Eukaryota, Dinophyceae, Prorocentrales, Prorocentraceae. The record is from the annotation of a GenBank genome assembly.
GUGCCCCGAGUCUGUCUGCGGCUCCUUCGUGUGCGGAGAGGUGCACUGCCCCCCGGCGCCAGCGUGCCCGCAGUGCCCCGCGUGCCCAGGCUGCCCCGGGGCCCCCGAGCCAGCCUGCACCACCCCUGCGGCAGCGCCGCCGUGGCUCCCUGGCUGGCUCGCGUCCGCUGGACUCCUGCUGCUGGGCGCGGCCGGAGGAGCUGUGGUGCUUGCCCUCGCGCUGGGCACCUGGCAGGUGUUGCGCUGGCUGACGGGCGAGGCGCUGUACCACCAGCGGCGCGUUGUCGGGGUGCUGGCCUCCUCGGCGACUCAAGUGACUGACGCCGACGAGGUCAUCGGCGUCUCGCCGGACGGCGACCCCGAGCAGAUCGACCUCUCAGGGGCCUCGCGGGACAUCGAGGCCUGGCGCUGGUCGGAGCGGGCGGCAGGGCAGCCAGCGGUGCUCCCGGCGACGGGCAGCCUGGUCGACGCCGUGUGGCCCGCGCCCGCAGCGCCAGCCGCGGCCGCCGCUGUGGCCCCCGCAGCCCCCGGGCUGCCGCUAGCGCUCCCUGGGAUGGCGCCCCCCCCGGGCCCUCCGGCCCUGGGCGCCCCCGCCGCGGCCGCCGCCCCGCUGGCCCUGCUCGGAGCACCCCCAGCCGCGCUGCCUGGCGCUGCUCCACCGGGGGCGGUGGUGGCGGCCCCGCUGGCCGCCGCGGCGCCUGGAGCCGCCGCCCCGGCCGCCUUCCCCGCGGCCAUGGCUGCUGGCGCCCCUGCAGCUGGGGCCCCGCUGGCCGCAGGACUGGGCAUGGUGGCAGCGGCACCCUACCCAAUGAUGGUCACGGUUGAGACGACGACGUACGGCCCGCGUGGGACUCCAGUGGCUCCGAACGGCACGGAGGUCAUGUCUGGCGACAUCGGCAUCCACACGGCUCCUGGCUAUGGUGGCUUGCUGGUUCGUACGAUUCGUUCCGACCAGGUGCAGGAUUUCAAGGGCCUCGAGGCAGCGGGUGAUGCCCGCCUCCUCAGCGUGAUCGCGGUGAAUGGUCAACGCUCUCGUCGAGCAUGGCGUGACGUGGCCAGCUCGCUAUCCGAGAUCGCUUUCCCCGACUGGGCGAUAGAGGGCCCCCGCACCACCCUUUGGUGCUGCCGAUGGAUCGACCGUCGGGGCGGGGGCCCUCUCGACCACCACCGUUUCUUCGUGAUGGUCCACCGCCUCCACAAGGACAGCUGGGGUGUCCCGAUGCACGAGUUCGGGAUGAAGGCCCUCGAGACCCUCGGCGCCUACGACUCGCUCGACCUGCCGAACGUCGCGGGGAUCGAGUCGCUAAUGCGCGAAGUCCAGCUGGUCGAGUAUGCGUAUGCCAAGCACGGCGGGUUUGCUGGAGCCAGCACUGAGGGCCGUGGCCGUGGCCGCGGACGAGGAGGCGCCGCGGGCGCCUUCGGCUACCUGGACGAGCACACCGCCUUCCGGGGGCAGCGUGAGACGGGAGACGCCAUGGUGCGCCCCGCCCUGGUCGAGUGGGUUGGCAAGCAAGCCGAACGCGAUGCCAACAUUUUAAAGCAGGUCCGAAAAGCCCGAGAAGAGCGGGCUGAUGCGGGCCAUGGUCCAAAUUAG